AUGCUGGUAAUUCCAGCUGAAGGCUUUCCUCCUCAUGUAGUUAGAGAAAAAAUGUGCACGACCGGGAGAAAUAUCCAGGCUUAAAGAAUUUAGUGGCACUAGCUAUAUCCGGACUGGGUGGAUAGGAUCACUGUGUUCUGUUGGCACAUAUAGGCGGCAUCCCAAAUGGUACCCUAUUCCCUACAUAGUGCAAUACUUUUGACCAGAGCCGUAUCGGCCCUGGUCAAACUUAGUGCACUAUAUAGGGAAUAGGGUGCCAUUGGGGACAUAGACUUAAUAAAGGCUAUCAUGAGCCGUCCAAUCUCUCAGUUCUGAAUGUGUCCAUGUGUUGUGUGGCCUAUAGAUGUACAUUCCUCAGCAUUAGCUUCUUCAAUCUGGUUCUGUGUGUGGUGUGCAGACUGAACCGCAGACCUAGGCCCGACGGUUGUGUGGUUUAAAUGGUCUGUACUUUGUACAUGGAAACUUGAGGUGGGGAGAGAGAGAGAGCUUUGGCUAUACACUAAAUCCAUUAAAGAAAUUGGAUUAUUUGUCCCUGUACCAUCAGUUCUCAAUGUUCUCUCCUCUUGUAAGAAAAAAGAAGAAGACAAUGUCACCGAGCUGGAAUUGCAAAAGCAAAACAAAUUGAUCUUGUCAUGGUUGUGGCAGGUCAUCUGACUCAUUGAGCCAGUAGCCAUUUAUUAUCCCCUGUCCUUUCUGACCCUUUUAAGGAAUUCAACCUUAAUCCAUCAUAUAUUCCUGAUAGCUCAGUACAUGUGUGAGUAACAGAUAUUGGCGUGUGUAUCUCUGUACUGUCUGUACCUACAGUAUAUGUCCUGUCCGUCCGUCCGAUGGGCAUUAUGGAGGAGUUAUGGUCAGAAGAUGCAGGGUAGAUCACAGAGGCCAUUGCCUGGGUCAUGUUCAUUAGACACCAAAUGAAAUAAAAGAACAGGAACUAGUUUUGCUACGUUGUGCCCAAAUACAACCAUGGUUCAAAGUGCAGUGGAUGGAUAGGACCUAUGGAUCCUGGUAUCGUGACAAGCACAAUAGGCUUGUCACGAUACCAACAUUUUAUAAACAAUAUGUUACCAGGCCAAGUAUCACGAUACCGAGUAGUAUCGCGAUACCGCGGUGGAAAAAAAUCAGUGGCCAAGGAUCCUUGUUCACGUUUUGUAAACGUUCUCUAAAAACCUGUCACUGAAAUUCACACUUCUACUCAAUACAACACAUUGAAUUCAACUUCACACUGUUCUGUGUAUAAUAGAAUACUGCAUAGAAUGGCUGAUUUACUCAUAUUUACAAAGGCCUACCUGUGAAUUGGCUGAAGGAAUGGGAGGAAGGAAUAUACAUCAGUGGAGGCUGCUGAACAGAGGACGGCUCAUCAAAUGGCUAGAACGGCGCAAAUGGAAUGGCAUCAAACACAUAGAACACAUUCCACUCAUUCCGCAACAGCCAUUACCACGAGCCCGUCCUCCCAAAUGAAGGUGCCACCAGCCUCCUGUGAUAUACAUGCAUAAUGAUCUGUAUGUCAUUGUGUCAGUAAGGGGAAACACUGCAUGAAACCUUCUUCAGUUAACAGACACCCACACUCUCCCUUCCUCACACACUCUCAUAAACACACACACCACUCUCUCUCUCCCACAAACACACAUACACACACUGCUCCCAACUUUUAAAAGGUUAGGCACUAAACAGAAUUUAAGGAGCACCAGAAAUAAAUGUGUUUUUGAUAUAGUUUAGUCUACCAUUAGGCCUAUGUGAAUCCUACCUUUUGAAGCACAUCUCAUGAGUAGCAGACCCUUUUCCUUUCUUCCUGUGCCAAUCAAAUUAGCCUAAACCUACUGUCCAGUUACCAGGUUGUUAACUAGCUAGAUAACAUGACUGAACAACGUUGUUUGUUAUCAAACCAAUAAUUAGCGACCGGGAUUAGUUUCAAACGGCCGGUGACAUGGUUUGUGCAAUUAUAUCAAAUGCGCACGAAUCCCGAUAGAAAGAAAAUAAGGCACCUCCGGUAAUAUGGGUCAUUUAAAAAAAAAUGUUUAGGCUAGAGACAAGCCGUAACAAAUGUACAAAUCUAACAACAGAAGACUCAUCAGGGUCUGGGUCUGCAUCCUCGCUCGCCACCACGGCAAAAUUAUAUAUCUAUUUUUUUACUGAUGGAGGAAUAGACGCGGAUAAAGAGCAGACGGAGAGAAGCAGGUGAGUGAGGGCUGGUAGGGGAUGCUGCUGGCUGAUUCCUGCUGCCACACUUGAUAUGCGCAUGAAAGUGAAGUGGAUAUUAUUGGACCUGCGCAUAUAAGAGACUAGUGGCUGUUAAAUUCAACUGAAUUUAUAAACCAAACUGACUUUAAAACAUUUUAAAACAGGCGCCAGCGGGUUCUUUAGCUCGGUAGGGCAGGUAAAGUCAGUAGUAUCAUAUGAAAUGGUACUACUUAUUCUAAAAUGUUGGUAUCAUAAGUAUCAUGACGUUUUGGCACCUUCAUAUUACCGUGGUACCGGUAUACUGUGCAACACUAAUGCACUAUAUAGGGAAUAGGGUGCCAUCGCUGAAGGGACCCAGGCAGACUCUCUGGCCUGCAGCGAGUUGGGUACCAUACAAGUGAGGACUUUUUGGGGACCACAAUUGAUUCCCAUUCAAAAUCCUAUUCUACCUAACCCUAUUCUAACCAUAACCCUAAACCCGAACCUCUAAGCCUAAAAUAGCCUUUUUCCUAAUUAGGACCGGCCAAAUGUCCUCACUUGUCCUAAUUCUAGUAUAGUAUAGAACAAGUAUAGUAAAACAAAAAAACACACACACACACAUUCCACCAGGGUUGUGGGUUCGAUUCCCACGGGGGGCCAGUAUGAAAAAUGUAUGCACUCACUAACUGUAAGUCGCUCUGGAUAAGAGCGUCUGCUAAAUGACUAAAAUGUAAAAUUUAGUAAGCUCUUUCUGUGUAUAAAGUAGCAUGGACAUGUUGUCCCAGAAAUGAAUGCAAUGCUUCUUUCUCUAGUUAAGCAUGUGCACUACUGGCACACACACACACACACACACACACACACACACACACACACACCACAAGGCUCUCGUUAGCAGCCUAGUAACAGGGACUGGUUUGGUUUUUGGAAGGCACCACUGUUCCCAAUGCACACAAGCACAUAUGAGCCAGGACAGAAUGGGGGGAAUUUCGCUCCAGGCAUUCCUCCAUCCCUCACUCCAUCCUUCAUUAAUGUUUCACUACAUGGCUUUUGAGAAGUGAAGUGAAAAGCCCAAUGAUCAGACAGACAGAGUGGGGUUUAGACUCACUGGUUAAAUGGAUCAUUGUUCAUCGUGUCAUGUUGAGAAACCAUUACUGGGGGGUCUCUUAAAGCAACACAACGACAAAUAGCAUCCUAUUCCCUAUGUAGUAGACUACAUUAGACCUGGGCCCAUAGGUAAAUUCACUAUGUAAGGUAUAGGGUGCUAUUUGGGAUGUGACCAGUGUGAUGAGAGAGCGCUGCUCUUUUUAACGACAGCUCGUUGAAUUCAGUUGUUGUUGGAAUGAUCAUUGGAAAUACAAUUACAUUGCCCUGUUCAGACAGCCAAUACUAACAUGCUUUCAUUUCAAACCUCAAACAGCCAAGGCUGAAAUGAAUUGACUGUGCCACAUUCUCUGGUUGGUUGGGUUCCAGACUGGUUAUUAUGGAUAUCUUUGGCUUUAGUCUCUCUGAGGAUAGAAUCUUGCUGACAGACAUUGUGUACGCAUGGACGGAUGUAUUGUAUGUAGCACCCUAUUCCCUAUAUAGUACACUACUUUUGACCAGGCUCUGGGUAUAUAGGGAGUAGGGAACCAUUUGGGACGGAACCUUGUUCUCUACUAGCAGUAGUUAUGAGCGGGGUUGGGGGAGACGUUUGUGUAGUUAGUAUUUCUGCAGACAGACAGUGAUUUCAUUUCCUGUGAGGACUAUCAGCUCAGGUUUUAAAGGUGAAUUGGCUCCUUGUCUGUAAGGACGUGAGACUAGCUAGACUCAAUGAUCUGUGAAAUGGAAAGAAAUGAAAGUCUUCGUCCCAACACGGAAAAACACACAGACUCACUUAUAUCCCCAGAUGGGUUCCUCAGAACUUUCCCUUUUAAAAUCCCACCAACCUUGGUACAUUAGGUCAAAUAUUCUCUAGCCCGCUCUCUCACUCUCUAGCCCGCGCUCUGUAGCGCGCUCUCUCUCGCACACACGCUCGCUCUCUCUAGCCCGCUGUCUCUCUCUCUGUGUCUGAUAGGAUUUUCUACAAAUUAUUAACACCAUUUAACAUGGUGACCUUUUUAAAAAUACUUUCCAUGUUUUUAACUUCCUAAGCUGGACAAGUUGCAUGGUGUAUUACAGGGUUCCCCAACUGGCAGGUGGCCCGCAGGAGAUUUUAUUUGAGAUUCAGAGAGGGGGAGAGAGAGCGCGAUUGAGGGGGGGUAAAGAGGAGGUUGGUGGGGGUAAAGAGGAGGUGGGUGGGGGUGUAAUGUGAAAUGUCACAGAUGUGAUGAUGAGGAAAUGAGUGAAAUGGUCUGACUGAUACCCAGUGAGGUGGAAAUGUAGGUUCAUCUGGUCAUAUGGCACCGUACCGUACAGUCCUGUGUGUGUUUCCGUAGCAUGGGAAAAGGGGCAGAACAGAGGGGCGUUGGCUGAGCAUUUUAUUGAAGGAGGGAAUGAAUGGGGGAAAAGGUGAUGGUGGGGAGGAAGAAUGAAUGAGAGAUGGAGGAGAAAGGAGAAAGGGAGUGGAUGGAUGUGCAGUCAGCAGAGAGAAGAUUGGAUCAAUGAAUAGGAGGUGUGGGGGGAGACAUCACCCAUCAAACCAUGCUCUACUACUCUACUCAUCCUUGGGAUUUAGUACUAGGUGUGUGCACGCGCCUGCGUUCGAUGUGUGUGCGUGUGCUUGCUGGUGUGUGUCUGUAUCGUCAUGGCCACCGAGCGAGAAGCAAAUCAGCAGCCCACUCCUCUCUCCACUCUGCCCCCUCCACCUCAGUGACUUUACCCUGCUUUAGUCUAAUUGAAAGACCUAGUGUGUCUCGUAACCCGCGUCACAAAGACUUACGGCAACAUGCUGAGCUAGCCCCGCUUUACAUUAGCUGUUCCUGUGGGACUGAUUACAAUACACACUGAACGUCUGAUAUGGGUUACGCCAUACCCCCAUUUUGCACCAAUGAGAUUAUUUGAUACUCUCUCUAAGGGAUGGAGUGUAUCUGGGUAUUGAAAUGGAAUGGAAUGGACUCACUUCUUGUUCAUCGGUGUGUGUGUGUGUGUCUUCCCUCGUGUGUCCAGUCCACGUUUGUCUCUGUGAGUAGACAUUAAUAGGGGGUGACUGGAGCGUUAUGUUGGGGGGGGGGACGCAGCCCGGAAGCGUUGCAAUCAGAGGUGUGGGUGGAUGAUGUGCAACAGAGAGGAAAGAAUGUGCUGGAGUGGGUUGCCAUGUGUUCAGCCUGCCAGUGAUAGACCCUUCCCCCUUCCCCUCAAGCUGCCUUCCUCAUGGUGCUAGCUGUGAUUGACAGAUAGCCCCCCUCCCCAUAACCCACCCUGGGCUCCUCUGUAGCCUGAGGAAGACACCAAGUGGUCACAGAGGAGAACUGCAAGAGGGUCUCUCACUGGUCUCUGCUCUUACGCUGACCUGCACGGCAUGUCAGUGAGAUUGAUGACUUCAUUUUUAUUUAAAGAUUACAUAGGCUACUACAAGGCAAAGUGAUUGGAACAGCACACAGUACACUGUUUCAGCUGUAAAGGUUGGGGAGAGAGACACCUAACUGUAAGUCCCUCUGGAUAAGAUCUGCUAAAUGACUACAAUAUCAAUGGAGAUGAGAAAAGGAUAUAUGGAUGGAGAUGAGAGGGAGGAAGAGCGAAAGGAAAUGUAGACUGACAUCAUGCUGUACCUAAGUGGUCUUUAUUAGGCAGAUAUUGCCCCUAACUCCAGAUAGGCUAUCAUAUUGCAACAUAUUGCCAAAUUCUCAAUUAACCUCUGACCUCAGAAUGAAUGUAUCAUCCCAUAUCUCCUCCCAGGUGCACCUAGCUACAGGUUGCAUCCCAAAAGGGCACCCUAUUCCCUACAUAGUGCAAUACUUUUGACCAGAGCCCUAUGGGCCUGGUCAAAUGUAGUGCACUAUAAAGGGAAUAGGGUGCCAUUUGGAAUGCAACUACCGUCUGCUACAGCUACAGGGCUGCAUAAUGCAUUCUAAUCUGCCUUUUUGGGCCGGUACUGUUACUCACCCUGAGUGGAGAAGAACUCAUUUAUCAGGGUCUGGGCUGGCGGACAGAGACAAGCCUAGCAAAGACCACUCUGCAUCAACAGCAGAACAGUCAGCUUGACUAAAGACCUUGUCAGACCAGUCAUGAGAGUUAGAGGUGGCCAUAGAGGUCCUAAUUAAAUUACUAGUAUUCUAAUUAUAUGGCAGUGGACCCCACCUCCUAGGUCCCUCUAGCAGUAAAUGACCCCUUAUAUAUCCACACGUGCUGUCUGUCACAUCUCAUUCAUUUCAUAUUCAUCUAGCUUGGAGGAAUCCGAGUCUGCGACAAGCUGUUAGAGAAGCUAACUCUGAAUAUGUACAGACAGAACAGUGAGACCUGGCUUGACUCCCUUCAAUGUGGUUCAAAAGAAAAUGAGUGGAUUGUCUUCCUCACAAAGGAUAGAGAUUCUAAAUGAUAUGUGGUGGUGGUCAUCAAUGAUUGUAGUUGCCUUGAUCCUAUCACUAGGGGCCAUAAUCUCACUAUGCACCAGGGGCGGAACAGUUAGGCUACUUCAGGUUAACUGACUGCACUCUGCGGACAUAUCAGUCUCUCAAUCUACCUCUUAAUUGGCCGAAAAGGUGAAUACCUGAACUCUCUCUCUCUCUGACCCACUCCAUAGAGGAGCUAUGGGGGACUGACUGACUGGCUGGGCAAUAUCAGCUCAAUGGAUGGUGAUCAGGGUCUUUAUCUCCCCUCUGCACAUGUUGUUUCUAUCACACUGUUGUGAAUGUAGAGAGCAGGAUAAAUAUAGUGUCUAUAUACUCACACCCCGUCCUCAGUCCCUCCCUAACGACUAGUUCAUCUGUCAAAACUCAACACUGUGACCUCUCUGGACUCAUUGUGACCCAACGUCAGGGCAUCGAGACCCUGUUUAAUUAUGCACACACACACACACACACACACACACACGCUGUCUGCUAGGAAAGGGAACUCUCACCACCACUUCCUUUUGUGGUCGUGUGUGCGCGUGCAAUCAUGUGUGUCCGUCUGGCAGAGGGAGAGAUCCUAUUUCCUCUGGCUUUCUGACCCUGCCAGUAUCUCAAGUACCUCUACCUUGCGGGACAGACUUAUAGAGCAAGGGAAUGAGAUAGCAAGCGGGGAUAGACUGAUAGAGAAAGAGAGGGACAGGAAGAGAGGGGUAACCAAGGGGGUCACUGUAUUUGGAGGGCUGCAGCCGUCAGCCAUGGUCCCUUUCAGUACGUUUAAAGGCUGCAGCAGGACAGAGGAGGAGGAUGAUGAGGUGUUUGUCUGCAGCCAAGGAAAUAAGGUAACAGACGUAUCAGAGAUAUCUGACAAGGUCUUUAGUUUGUCAUAGUUGUGAUAUAGUAGGUCAUACUUGAUAUCCACUGUCAGCUUUUACUUCAAAAUGUAAGAUGAAAAUGUUUGCAUGUUAAAAAAUAGAAUACAUAGGCUAUUGUCUAUUGCUUCAUAAAGUAUCUUCUUUCAUUUGGCUUAAAUUGCCUAUUUCAGCACUGUGUGGCAAACCUGCCAAGAGCUAAAAACUUGACAGAACUUUAUUUAACUCUUACUUCAUCCAGUCCAUCCCAUUUAGCAAAUGAGGCCACCUCGUUUCUCUUUGCCUUCACUCUAGUAGUCGGUCUAUUUCUGAGUUUGCUUGCUGUAGAGAGAGACCUCUUAUUUUACUUCUCAACAGAACAGUGGAGAGAAGGGUAAUUAGAAUGCAAACAACUUCUUAGGGGAGUGUGUGUGUGUGUGUGUUAAGUACAUUUCUGGAGUCCUUCCCUGCGGAUGUGGACUUAAAAAUAUGAACUCUCAAAAUGUUGUGGAGGAGAGAAAUACAUUCCGUUUAGAAAUCACAUUGAUGUGGUAUAGCAGUGAGCACUCUCCAAAAAUUGUAUUGAUUUCUUCCAUCCAUGGACAAAACGCUGUCUGCAUGCUCAAGCUUCCGCCUUCCCUCGCUAAAACAUUCCUUCUCAGGAAAACACUACAGUUUGUCAUUUAACACAGACAGUAUUAUCCAGCGCGACCUACAGUUAGUGCGUUCAUCUUAAGAUAGCUAGGUGAGACAACCACAUAUCUCAGUCAUCGUAAGUACAAUUUCCUUCAAUAAAGUAAUUAUCAUAAUAAGUCGGUGCUAGUAGGAAAGACAAGUGCAGGUAAAUGGGGGUGGCACCAUGGGGUUUAUUUAAUAUACAUUUUGACCCCUUAACCUUUCCUUGGGGUACUUCAUAUCACUUUUGGCAGUUGAUUUACAUAGACUCUUAUCAUUCAAUUCUCAUUCUAAUUCUCAGUUCCCCUGCUGAGUUUGGCCUUUGACAGCUGAGUUUCAAUGUAAAAUGUGCCUUACUAUUAUUUGUGCCUUGGGGCUCUUUGACUGACACCCAGCUGCUGGAAAUAUAGUAGGUCCCCACACGAUGUAGCAAAUUAUUUUUACUGUACUUCACUAGAAUCAUACACAGACGUUUCGGUUAAGAGCCUUCUUCAGUGCGUCUUAACCCCCAGCUGCCAAUGUCUUCUACCAAUGCCACAGUCAGAACACUGGAUAAGAAUGGACAAACAACGGGGCCUCUCCUGGUGCAAACUUCACUCUGUUCCAGCGCAGCUCUACAGGAUAUUAAAUAAUUAUUUUGGAUAAUAUUCCUAUUUUUCCAGGCCCAGCAGGAAGCCCCAUCUGUUUCCAUUCUAGGGAAUGUCUGUCUGGCUGUGCUGUCCGGUGUUUUUACUCAAACUCCCUCCCUCCCUCCUCCCUGUCGCAUUUCCUCUUGCAUUCUUCACCUGCCAGGUUCUGCUUGUCUUCAAUAAAAAGAGAAUCCAGAACUAGGCAGCCAGCCUAUGGCACUGAGUGCUAUAUGAUGCAUCUGUAUUGGUCAGGUGCAGACAUGGGUCCAAAUACAUAGGCCUACUGUGUUUAAGGUGUGCUCGAUUUAACUUGGGAGUUUGCACUUUUGGGACUAUUCUAUUGGUUCCAUUGUACAGUACACACGAAAUCAAACACAGCUCAAAUAUUUGACACUGACAGUAUGUGUUUGACCCAUGGGGUCUAGUCAGGCGCUUUUCUAUCGAGGUCUAGCUACGACCUAUGUGAUUAAUACGGCCACUUUACACAAUGUUAGUUUGACCCUUGGCCCACACCAGAGAUGGCAGUCUGGUUACCACUACUGUACCUCAGCCUCACUAUUCUAUUCCGAAACCAUCAUAUUUUAGUACAUUUGAUUCUCAGUAGUCAUGGAAAUCCUGUCUGUGUUGUUGUAUGGGCCAGACUGAGUGGCAUGUGAAACUGUUGACGGAGCCAACUUUCAGUUUCCCCCUAACCUUAAUAUACUAGCGUUUUGUAAAUUUCCUCAAAAUAUAGGUUCACCAGCACUAGGCCAGCACUAUGGCACCACUAUUAUGCAACAUGCCUUCUUUCGUUUCUUGUCUUGACAAUAUAUAUCAUAAACGACAGCUCAGCCAAAAGCCUUGUUUAGAGUCCAAUGUUUCCAAUGUUUAGAGUCUGAAGGUAGUUUUUAGAGCUUUUGUAGCCUGGAAUCCAAAUGGAAUAUCACUCUUUUUAACUAUUGUUUCAACUGAGCAAUAUUCCGUUAAAAUUCUAGGCUGAGAGGAUUGUUUGUCUCCUUUCUGUCAGUGGGUACUUUGGUUUAGAGAUUGACGCUUAGCUACUUAAGUGAUAGGAAACCCUCCUUCUAGUGCUCUGUAUCUUAUCUGCCUACACUUCCUCUUUUAAACACCCCUUCAAUUCCUCUCACCAGGGUAAGGACCCUCUGUUUUUUCUUCUUGAAAUCAUUCUCUCGAUCUCCUAAUGUGGGCAUUGUAUUUAAUCCAAUUAUGGCCCAUCAAUGUCCAGUAAUGAUAAAUCUUGAAUCUUGAUGUAUUGCCCAGUAGUUUUUAUUUUGAAUGUCAUGAAAAAAGUCAAGUUUAUGCACAGGUGUGUGUGUAUGGAUUUUGCAACAAAAUAAGGCAUUUGACUGGCCUAACAAAGGAUAGCUUGACUAUAGUUGAAGUAUGUAGGAUAGAUAUUGGAUACCAUGCAGCAUUGUUUUGAACAGAUGGAUAGAGUAUGUUUCAACGUCCAUCCGUACCACAUGUCUGACUGCCAAAGCUGCCCAUGCGUCCUCUUUCUACUUCAUGCUUUGCUGUUGAGAUUAUAUCACUGUAUCUGUGGUCUGAAACUACCCUCUCCCAUACUUCUCGCUCUGUAAUGUACCUCCAUAGUUCUCCAUAAACUUCACCUCUCCGGUCAGUGCGUGCUGGGCAUGCUACUUUGUUCGAGUUUUUCACAAGCGACUAACCUUUCCUCUCUAUCCCUCUCCCCCUUCCAGACGACGUCUCCGGCGGGGCAGGGCCGGCCUGAGUCUCCUGUCUACACCAACCUCCAGGAGCUGAAGAUCUCCCAGUCCAGCCUGCCCCCCCUUCCUUCCAGCUCUCCACUGCACAUCCUCUGGGACUGGGAGACCCACAAGGACCUCACCGGCAGACACUUCUACUAUAACAGAGCCACCGGAGAGCGCACGUGGAAACCGCCCCGCGCACGGGAUGCUAGUGGCAGUGCCAGUAGUAGUCGGGGAGACCCCCACGGCACUGGAGAGAUGGAGGUAGGUAACACACCCCUUGUGCGCCCCAUCAAAACAGACCCACAUUCCAUUGACUGUCAUGCUGUAGCAUACUGUCGACACAGUCAGAGCUGAAGUUGAGCUGUAAGGAGAGAGAGAAAAGAGUUUGGUUUGGAUCAAACUGAGGAAGUUCAACCCAGCAUGUUGACCCCUGCCACUGAUCUACAGUCUACCUAAUAUAUCUGGCCCCCUAACGUAUCAACAACUGCUCUGAAAGGUGGCCCUGGGUCCUACUGUUUACAUUUACAUUUUAGACAUUUAGCAGACGCUCUUAUCCAGAGCGACUUACAAUUAGUGCAUUCAUCUUAAGAUAGCUAGGUGGGACAACCACAUCACAGUCGUAGUAAGUGUGUGGAGCAGCGGGGUGACAAGGGAGAACUUGGGAAGGUUGAACACCAGGCGGGCUGCGGCGUUCUGGAUAAGUUGCAGGGGUGGACAAGCGGGGACCCCAGCCAACAGAGUUGCAGUAGUCUAGACGGGAUAUGACAAGUGCCUGGAUUAGGACCUGUGCAGCUUCCUGUGUGAGGAAGGGUCUACUAUACGGCUGUUGUAGAGAAUGAACCUGCAGGAGCGAGUCACUGCUUUGAUGUUGGCAGAGAACAACAGGGUGUUGUCCAGGGUCACGCCAAGCUUCUUUGCGCUCUGGGAGGGGGGACACCAUGAAGUUAUCUACCGUGAUGGAGAAGUCUUUGAGCAGGCAGGCCUUCCCUGGGAGGAAGAGCAUCUCCGUCUUGUUCGAGGUUGAGCUUGACGUGCUGGGCUGUCAUCCAAGCUGAAAGGGGAAGGAGUUCAGGUGUUGAGGCUAAAGGGAGCGGUCUCGUGACUGGUUUGGUCUGGCCCGGUGGUAGUCCAGGUCCUAUUACAGCUCUCCCUGUGUUUUUGAAACGGGGUGAGUGUGACUCUGUGUUAAAUGAAACCAGGUCAGGACUGAAGUAGGUUUCAGGCCGACGAGGCCGUACUAUAUUUAAGUACCAGUUAGAGAGACGCUCUCCAAAUAUUUAUGAUUCAUCCGAUGUAAUGCCACAGCUGACAGAAGCACAGAUGGAAUGCGUUCCAAAUGCCACCCUAUUCCCAAUAUAGUGCUAUACUUUUGACCAAGGUCUAUAGGGCUCUGGUUAAAAUUAGUGCACUAAAUAGGGAAUAGGGUGACAUCUGGGACAUAAUAUGUGUCUACUCUGCAUGUCACUUUCAUAUGAUACUAAUGUGGGAAACCUGAGGGAGAAUGUACGGAGAGGAAUAGAUUAUUUCCAACGACUGUAGAAGUUAUGUUGUGGUAACUGUGGGCAGUGAAACAAGCUGGUGCUAUUUUCAUGAGGGCUAGGUAGUAAAAUAUACCAAGUCAGUAAAAUAUACCAAGUCAGUAAGAGUAUCCUCAGUUUGGGUUUCAUGUAGUGUUAGUGGUACAACACUGCCACCAUGAGGUGGUUGAGUGUAUUGCAACCAGGCAGGAAAUAUUAGAGUUGUAAAUACACACUUAUUUCCAUAGUUGAUCAAGUUCUCCUUUUCCUGGGGAUUUAAGCCUUUAUGGUGGUGGGAUGCAUGAAUGCAUAGUUGGAUGUUUUCCUUUUUCAAUAAAUGUUCUUAUUAUGGGUACUUGGGCAUCAUUGAUCAUUCACUACUAAAUCAAAUAAAUUGGUUCCGUACAUAUAUUUUGCAGAUAUUUUUGUGGGUGUAGCGAAAUGCUUAUGUUCCUAGCUCCAACAGUGCAGUAAUACCUAACAAUACAAAACAAUACACGCAAAUCCCAAAAAUAAAAAGGAAUUAAGAAAUAUCCAGAAUAUAAGUAUAUAUAUAUAUAUAUAUAUAUAUAUAUAUAUAUAUAUAUAUAUAUAUAUAUAUAUAUGUGAUGGUGUGUAUAGAUAUUAUGGACCGUAUAUGAAUAGAAAAGGUGUGUCCAGCAGUAGUUAUAUAGGAUGAGCUUUGACUAGAAUACAGUGUAUACAUAUGAAGUGGGUACUAGCUUCUCUAAAGGCUCAACUAGAGCCAUAGAGAUAUCAAUCUAUCUAUCAGUCUACAGUGCAUUCGGAAAGUAUUCAGACCCCUUGACUUUUUCCACAUUUUGUUACGUUACAGCCUUAUUCUAAAAUUGAUUAAAUUGUUUUUUUCAUCAAUACCCCAUAAUGACAAAGCUAAAACUGUUUUUUAGAAAUUUUUGCAAUUAAAAUAAAUAAAUAUAUAUAUAUAUAUAUAUAUAUAUAUAUCUAUAUAUACUGAAAUAUCACACUUAAGUAUUCAGACCCUUUACUCAGUAUGUUGUUGAAGCACCUUUGGCAGCAAUUACAGCCUCAAGUCUUCUUGGGUAUGACGCUACAAGCUUGGCACACCUGUAUUUGGGGAGUUUCUCCCAUUCUUCUCUGCAGAUCCUCGCAAGCUUUGUCAGGUUGGAUGGGGAGCGUCGCUGCACAACUAUUUUCAGGUCUCUGGGCUCUGGCUGGGCCACUCAAGGACAUUCAGAGACUUGUCCCAAAGCCACUCCUGCAUUGUCUUGGCUGUGUGCUUAGGGUCGUUGUCCUGUUGGAAGGUGAACCUUCGCCCCAGUCUGAGGUCCUGAGCGCUCUGGAGCAGGUUUUUAUCAAGGAUCUCUCUGUACUUUGCUCCGUUCAUCUUUCCCUCGAUCCUGACUAGUCUCCCAGUCCCUGCCGCUGAAAAACAUCCCCACAGCAUGAUGCUGCCACCACCAUGCUUCACCGUAGGGAUGGUGCCAGGUUUCCUCCAGACGUGACGCUUGGCAUUCAGGCCAAAGAGUUCAAUCUUGGUUUCGUCAGACCAGGGAAUCUUGUUUCAUUUGGUCUGAGAGUCUUUAGGUGCCUUUUGGCAAACUCCAAGCAGACUGUCAUGUGCCUUUUACUGAGGAGUGGCUUCCGUCUGGCCACUCUACCAUAAAGGCCUGAUUGGUGGAGUGCUGCAGAGAUGGUUGUCCUUCUGGAAGGUUCUCCCAUCUCCACAGAGGAACUCUGGAGCUCUGUCAGAGUGACCAUCGGAUUCUUGGUCACCUCCCUGACCAAGGCCCUUCUCCCCCGAUUGCUCAGUUUGGCCGGACAGCUCUAGGAAGAGUCUUGGUGAUUCCAAACUUCUUCCAUUUAAGAGUGAUGGAGGCCACAGUGUUCUUGGGGACCUUCAAUGCUGCAGACAUAUUUUUGGUACCCUUCCCCAGAUCUCUGCCUUGACACAAUCCUGUCUUGGAGCUCAAUUCCUUCGACCUCAUGGCUUGGUUUUUGCUCUGACAUGCACUGUCAACUGUGGGACCUUAUAUAGACAGGUGUGUGUCUUUCCAAAUCAUGUCCAAUCAAUUGAAUUUACCACAGGUGGACUCCAAGUUGUAGAAACAUUUAAAGGAUGAUCAAUGGAAACAGGAUGGACCUGAGCUAAAUUUCGAGUCUCAUAGCAAAGGGUCUGAAUACUUAUGUAAAAAAUUUCUAAAAACCUGUUUUUGCUUUGUCAUGAUGGGGUAUUGUGUGUAGAUUAAUGAGAUUUUUAUUUUUAUUUAAUCCAUUUUAGAAUAAGGCUAUAACGUAACAAACUGUGGAAAAAGUCAAGGGGUCUGAAUACUUUCCGAAUGCACUGUACAUAUGAAACUGAAAAAAAACCUCUGUUCUCCCCGAAUCACAAUGGUCUCUUUCUCUCCCUUUCUCCCAUCUUUUGUUCCGCCUCCUCCUCUCCUCCUCCUCCCUGCUGCCCCAUGCAGCCCCUGUCUUCCGAGGAGAACUGUCACAGCAGCACCUACUCCAGUCAGUCAGACAGUCAGUACGGCUCGCCCCCUAGAGGCUGGUCAGAGGAACUGGACGAACACGGACACACCCUCUAUGUCUGUGAAUAUACUCAUGAGAAGGUACUGGGGCUCUCCUUUCCUCCUUUGGUUUCACUCUCUCUGUUUCUCUGUCACUUCUCCCAGGGCUCUGGGUAUUGUCACUGGUUCAUGGGGUGAUGGAUCCUAAAUCAAUAAAUUAUGCAUGUCUAUGUACCCAUGGCAGGACUGGCUUUGGGACUUUUGGUUGAGAGAAGUUGUUUUUGUUAGUUUCUUUACCUUUAUUCGUGAACAUUUUACCCUGCUGUUAUCUGUGACAAGUAGUGUAUUAGCAGUGUAUUUCUGAAACUGUGAUCAGUGCUGACUAGUGUUUGUGUUUGUAGUGGAUAAAGCACGUGGACGAGCAGGGAAGGCCAUACUACUACAGUGCUGAUGGCUCCAGGUCCGAAUGGGAGCUACCCAAAGUAAGUCAACAUAUCAAUGUGUUGUGUUGUGCUGGCUCUGGUUCUGGUUUUACCUCCUAUGCAGUGUUUUCCGUAAGCACAUGGAGUAGCCAGACAAAUAGAAAAAGUAGCCAGCAAGGGAGUUCCGGGUUGGGAGGGUCCGGGGGGGCAUGCCCCCCGCAAAUUUGUUUUGCAGAAUGAGCUCUAUUUUGAUUCCAUCCGAAAUACACAGCUAAAUUAUUGAAUACUUUAAUGACUUUACCUCCCAGUUUGGUAAAAAUGUGUUGUGGUAUUGAGUAGAAAGACAUGACUUUACAAUUAAAAUGACUGAAAAUGUAUAAAUUCAGUGUGUUGGUGUUUUGGAUAUCGUCUAGGCCGAUAUGAUCAGGACUAUUUUCUAAGUAAGAUAACCUUUUUUAACAGUAAACCCGUAAUUCUCUUAAACCCGUAAUUAAAGUCAUAUUCACAGUUUUACUGGAAAAUAUGAUUUUUGUUCUUCAAAUUACUGCAACGCUGCUGGGCUUUUCACGCUCAACAGUUUCCUGUGUGUAUCAAGAAUGGACUACCACCCAAAGGGCAUCCAGCCAACUUGACACGACUUCGGGAAGCAUUGGAGUCAACAUGGGCCACCAUCUCUGUGGAACGCUUUCGACACCUUGUAGGGUCCAUGCCCCGACGAAUUGAGGCUGUUCUGAGGGCAAAAAGGGGGUGCAACUCAAUAUUAGGAACGUUUUCCUAAUGUUUUAUACACUCAGUGUAACUAUGUUGUAUGAUUUAUAAAUAGCAAAGGGAUAUAGGAGAUGUACUUUAUUCAGUCAGCUCGACACCUUUUUAUAAACUAGACAACACUUGCUGUUCGGUCAUCAAUCAAAGCACGGUAGCCUAAAUAGCCUAUACGCCCCCACUCUGUGGCUUUAUAGGCCUAUGAAACACGCAAAAUAAAAUAAAUGAAUGUGCCACAAAACAAUAAUUAAGUGGAUUUCAACUCAUCGUUACCACUUCCAUUGCAUGGGACAUGUACAUUCGCUCACAAGGUGAUGAUGAAGAAGCAUCAUGCUCUCGCUCCUCCGUGAAAAUACAUUUGACCACAGCGCACAAAAAUAACACUGAUACCGAGAGGCAGGACAGACAGCAGACUGACAAACCAGCAGUCUUUCCCUGUCAUCGCUCACUUUGUGACUGACAGGCGCCUGUCCUAUGAAUAGAUCACUAGAAGAUGCAUAUCGUUCAUUCUAGCUGGGGAAGGCUAUACGAAGGCUUUUCUGACAAGCGAAUUGAAACUUUUAAGUGAAAAGAAGCCUAGUUAAUUUAUGAAGUGGAAAAAGUAGCCUGCUUACAAUGAGUCUGUUAUCAGCUUUUUAGCCGACGGUCGGCGCUUAUGGAAAACACUGCUAUGACACUACGACCUGAUGGCACACUUCUUAGUGCCUCAGUCUAUUUCCUCCCCGAUGAUCUACAGUAGUCUUCAGUCUCUGUCACCUGUGGUCCAUUGACGGCGUGGAGGUUGUGCACUAAUGUACUUGACAGGGACUAUUAGUAGCUAGUGACUUUCCUGUAAUCUUGUAGGUUUAGCAGGGAUCAGACAGGUAGAGAAUAGGCAUUAGCUUUCGUUUGGCUGGCCAACCGGCGGGCUGAGUGGACGCACGCAGGGAUACAGAGAGACAGACACACAUACUGUAGAUACAGAUAAGCUGGGUGAAAUGGUAUCCUUUAGCAAUCCUGGAUUAAUACACAUGCGGGGAGCUCCUUCUCUCAGAGUAGGGUCCUACUGAUGGGUGACUGAUGAUACGCUGGGCCAUGAGAGGAGAGGUAUGAAGAGGAGAUACUGGAUACAUGCCAAGCCAGAGAUCUUCUGGGACCUUUACUUUGUCAUCUGAUCAGUGGAGGAUAACGAGUUAACCCUGGACCACUAUUUCUCUCACCCUCACCCACCCCCCCUCUCUCUCUUUCUCUCUCUCUCUCGCUCGCUCGCUCUCUUUCUGUCCUCCUCUGACGUUCUCCACGGUCUCGCUCCCCUGUCUCCCUCCCUCUCUCCCUCCCUCCAGUACAACGUGUCUCCUCCCCAGCCAGGCGAUCCCCCCAAAAGUCGUAGUCUGGAGCGGAAACAGCCAGACCCCAUCGUCCUGACCAAGUGGAGACACAGCACCUACGUACUAGACCUCAAUGACAAGGUAAGACCACAUGCUCUCUGUCUAUGUGUACAGUAACCUUCUUUCAGCAACUCCAUGUUUACUGUUGUCAAUUCCAUUUCAAUUCAGUCAAUUCCGUAACUAAAUUGAAAUUCAAAUUUUCCUCAUUGAUUUUCAAUUAAUUGAAUGAAUUGAAUGGAACGGCCCCCAACCCUGGUUGUCACCAGUCACCACUUGUUUUGAUGCUGUAAAUAAGUUUGACGCUUCUCUGUAAGACUGUUCUUGAACCCUAUCGAAGCCGUCUGGUCAGUAGUUAUUCUGGUCAGUACAACAGGGGGUCAGUCUGGCCAGCAUGUGGUCACUUCACAUCCUCUUGGCCUUCUUUGGCUCUCAGUGAGUUUAAUCCCUGAAUACCUCAUUGACAAAUCCCAGUCACAUGCAAUGUUGGCUAAACCAUGCUCUCCAAACAUUCUCCUUGGGACUAGUCCAUUUGUUCCAUUGUACCUGGAAAAGUGAAUCAGGUGCAGCCUUAGUAUUUGAACAUAUUUGACGGAUGUAUUUGACCCAGGUCUUUGUGGUUCUGUUCCAGUUCUCUUUCAAAAAAUGCAGGCGCUUUGACUCAAGCCAUCACAUGGGGAGAGCUGGUCGCACUCUUUACCGUGGUAAAGUUAGUAUCCCCCGCUCUCACGCCUCCCCUCUUACCCCGCUUCCACCAAUCCAGAGCGGAAAUUAUCAGAUACCUACCUAAUUGAUGAUUUAAACCAAAAAAGCAGUGUAUGAGGUUGCCUCGCUAAAUCUUGAUCCUGAAUCAAUUCCUUUACUCAAUAAAAUAUGCUGUGUUGAUCUCUGUCUGUCUGUGAGUCAAACCAAAUCAUUUAGAGAAUACAUUUGACCAUACCUUGAAAGUGAAACAAAGCCUUUAACUAACAUAUUUCCUUUUUUUUUUUUUUUUUUAACACAACCACUUCACAAUAGCCUUUGCCAGUUUGACAUCAGACAAUCUGCCUUAAGUACCCAAUGGUGCAUCACUCUAGCUCACAGGUGUCAAACUCAUUCCACCGCGGGACGAGUGUCUGUGAGUUUUCGCUACUCCCUUGUACUAGAUUGAUUAAUUAAGGUCACUAAUUAGUAAGGAACUCCCCACACCUGGUUGUCUAGGGCUUAAUUGAACAUAAAAACCAAAAACCUGCAGACACUAGGCCCUCCAUGGAAUGAUUUUGUCACCCCUGCUCUAGCUACUAUGGAAGAUUUCUGCUCCAGAUUCUUGAUACAUUUUCUCUUCCUCACCAACUAACCAUAAUCUAACCAGCCUCUUCAUCCUACCUUCUCUAGUCUCCAUCAUCAUCAUGUUGACCUUGUUCUUUAUCACUCUGUCUGUAGGAGUGUGGCCCUACAGCCCCCAAGCAGAGUUCUCCUGACUUUGACUCCUGUUAGUUUUCCCUGGCUUUGACUCCACAACAUGCAACAUCUAACAUUUGAUAUCUCCUCUCUCUGGACACAAUUGGUGCGUUCGUAAUUUCACUCUGGCCAUCUCCUCCGAUUUCAGAGCACUCUCGUCCGAGUGUGCCAGAGCACAGAAUAACUGAUGAAUUUACGAAUGCUCAACACCCGUUGAAUAUGGCUGGUGUCGGUAAACGUUGGCAAAAAAGCGUAAUUAAAUUGUUGCCAGCAGCACAGCUACAGUCACCAACACUCUGGUUAACAUGAAAACAACCUAACCAGCUCUGCAAGGGCAAGGAAAAUGUUCAGAGUGAGGUGUCUGGAAGUAGCUAGCAAACUAGCCAAUGUUAGCAAGUUCGCUUGGGUGCUUGACUGCAGUUGUAAGGUCAGAACGCUCGGAUCAACCCUACUCCUCGGCCAGAGCGUCCAGUGUGCGCUCUGAAUGCUCCGAGAGCAAAACGCUAUGAAUUUACGAACUGACAAUCUGACAACACUCUGAAUUUACGAAUGCCCAGAGCGCACUCUGGCACUCCAGAUUGAAUUUACAAACACAUCCAAUGUCUCACCAAUGUGACAUCACCAUGUAACUGAACAGCAGCAGUUAGGAUGAUUUUGUUUUUAGUGAACAGUUUGGUUGUUUCAAUACAGUGCUGUGUUCUCCACAUCUGUUUUUCCUUUGAGAAGAUUGUUUGAUUUUGAUAUUUUGAGAGAUUGAUCAACCUGGAUCUGAAAGCCAACUAGUCUACUAAAGCCUUGUUCACAUUGGCAGUUUGAAGUGAAUCUGUUCUUUUUCCUGCAGUCUGAACAGCCAAAAAGCACAUGGAAUCAAAUAUUUCAAGACACAUUUCAAACCACCUUCGUAGGUGGUUUCAAAUCAGAUACAAAUCUGAUUCCUGGCCAUGUGACUUGUCUGAACGGUCAAAUCUGAUUUAUUUGCCAUCAAGUGGUUUUUAGACUGUUAUUCAGCAUAUCUGGUUGCUUGCUAGCUACUCUUCUGACAGCUUGACAAGAACAUGUGGUAGCUAACUAGCUUUAGUGAAUGUGCUAGAAAGCUAAACUUCUACCUAGCUAGCUAGUUGACUGCUGUGGCUAGCAGUUGGAUCAUGUUAUCCUUUGAGGCUUUUAAAGUGUUCUUACCCUAUGAUUUUGAACAUUCAAAGCAAAUGGGAAACGUCCAUGGCAGGCAUUGUUGUCACCUUAGGUUGCUACAUAGCUUCUGAGUGAUAGGAAGCACGAGCACCACCACCGACAGUCAGUAGUCCAAAACUGAUUUAAAAAACGAAACUGAUUUGAGCAUCAAGGCCUGCAGUGUGAACAGGUUUAAGUCGUCUUGAUCAUCUGGCAAGAAACAAGAAGCAGCAAGGGCAGGGUUGAGGGGCUAGGACAUAAGGACAACAAGGAGGAAAAAUAGAGGAUAAAACCAACAGAUAUAUAUAUAUAUAUAUGUACACUACCGUUCAAAAGUUGCAAUUUCUUUGUCCAUUAAAAUAACAUCAAAUUUAACCGAAAUACAGUGUACAGUGGGGAAAAAAAGUAUUUAGUCAGCCACCAAUUGUGCAAGUUCUCCCACUUAAAAAGAUGAGAGAGGCCUGUAAUUUUCAUCAUAGGUACACUUCAACUAUGACAGACAAAAUGAGAAAAAUAAAUCCUGAAAAUCACAUUGUAGGAUUUUUAAUGAAUUUAUUUGCAAAUUAUGGUGGAAAAUAAGUAUUUGGUCAAUAACAAAAGUUUCUCAAUACUUUGUUAUAUACCCUUUGUUGGCAAUGACACAGGUCAAACGUUUUCUGUAAGUCUUCACAAGGUGUUCACACACUGUUGCUGGUAUUUUAGCCCAUUCCUCCAUGCAGAUCUCCUCUAGAGCAGUGAUGUUUUGGGGCUGUCGCUGGGCAACACGGACUUUCAACUCCCUCCAAAGAUUUUCUAUGGGGUUGAGAUCUGGAGACUGGCUAGGCCACUCCAGGACCUUGAAAUGCUUCUUAUGAAGCCACUCCUUCAUUGCCCGGGCGGUCUGUUUGGGAUCAUUGUCAUGCUGAAAGACCCAGCCACGUUUCAUCUUCAAUGCCCUUGCUGAUGGAAGGAGGUUUUCACUCAAAAUCUCACGAUACAUGGCCCCAUUCAUUCUUUCCUUUACACGGAUCAGUCGUCCUGGUCCCUUUGCAGAAAAACAGCCCCAAAGCAUGAUGUUUUCACCCCAAUGCUUCACAGUAGGUAUGGUGUUCUUUGGAUGCAACUCAGCAUUCUUUGUCCUCCAAACACAACGAGUUGAGUUUUUACCAAAAAGUUAUAUUUUGGUUUCAUCUGACCAUAUGACAUUCUCCCAAUCCUCUUCUGGAUCAUCCAAAUGCACUCUAGCAAACUUCAGACGGGCCUGGACAUGUACUGGCUUAAGCAGGGGGGCACUGCAGGAUUUGAGUCCCUGGCGGCGUAGUGUGUUACUGAUGGAUCGGCUUCGUUACUUUGGUCCCAGCUCUCUGCAGGUCAUUCACUAGGUCCCCCCGUGUGGUUCUGGGAUUUUUGCUCACCGUUCUUGUGAUCAUUUUGACCCCACAGGGUGAGAUCUUGCGUGGAGCCCCAGAUCGAGGGAGAUUAUCGGUCUUGUAUGUCUUCCAUUUCCUAAUAAUUGCUCCCACAGUUGAUUUCUUCAAACCAAGCUGCUUACCUAUUGCAGAUUCAGUCUUCCCAGCCUGGUGCAGGUCUACAAUUUUGUUUCUGGUGUCCUUUGACAGCUCUUUGGUCUUGGCCAUAGUGGAGUUUGGAGUGUGACUGUUUGAGGUUGUGGACAGGUGUCUUUUAUACUGAUAACAAGUUCAAACAGGUGCCAUUAAUACAGGUAACGAGUGGAGGACAGAGGAGCCUCUUAAAGAAGAAGUUACAGGUCUGUGAGAGCCAGAAAUCUUGCUUGUUUGUAGGUGACCAAAUACUUAUUUUCCACCAUAAUUUGCAAAUAAAUUCAUUAAAAAUCCUACUAUGUGAUUUUCUGGAAAAUAAAUGCUCAAUUUGUCUGUCAUAGUUGACGUGUACCUAUGAUGAAAAUUACAGGCCUCUCUCAUCUUUUUAAGUGGGAGAACUUGCACAAUUGGUGGCUGACUAAAUACUUUUUUUCCCCACUGUACAUUUACAUUUACAUUUUAGUCAUUUAGCAGACGCUCUUAUCCAGAGCGACUUACAGUUAGUGAAUACAUAUUUUUUUUAUACUGGCCCCCCGUGGGAAUCGAACCCACAACCCCUGGCGUUGCAAACGCCAUGCUCUAUCAACUGAGCUACAUCCCUGCCGGCCAUUCCCUCCCCUACCCUGGAUGACGCUGGGCCAAUUGUGCGGCGCCCAUGAGUCUCCCGGUCGCGGCCGGCUGCGACAGAGCCUGUAGACAUUGUUAAUGUUGUAAAUGGCUAUUGUAGCUGAAAACAGUUUAUUUUUUAUGGAAUAUCUAUAUAGACGUACAGAGGCCCAUUAUCAGCAACCAUCAGUCCUGUGGUCCAAUGGCAUGUUGUGUUUGCUAAUCCAUGCUUAUCAUUUAAAAAGGCAAAUUGAUCAUUAGAAAACCCUUUUGCAAUUAUGUUAGCACAGCUGAAAAAUAUUCCUAAUCCUGGAGUCGCCUCUUCACUGUUGACGUUGAGACUGGUGUUUUGCGGGUACUAUUUAAUGAAGCUGCCAGUUGAGGACCUGUGAGGUAUCUGUUUCUCAAACUAGACACUCUAAUGUAUUUGUCCUCUUGCUCAGUUGUGCACCGGGGCCUCCCACUCCACUUUCUAUUCUGGUUAGAGACAGUUUGCGCUGUUCUGUGAAGGGAGUAGUACACAACGUUGUACGAGAUCUUCCGUUUCUUGGCAAUUUCUCGCAUGGAAUAGCCUUCAUUUCUCAGAACAAGAAUAGACUGAUGAGUUUCAGAAGAAAGUUCUUUGUUUCUGGCCAUUUUGAGCCUGUAAUCGAACCCACAAUUGCUGAUGCUCCAGAUACUCAACUAGUCUCAAGAAGGCCAGUUUUAUUGCUUCUUUAAUCAGCACAACAGUUUUCAGCUGUGCUAACAUAAUUGCAAAAGGGUUUUCUAAUGAUCAAUUAGCCUUUUAAAAUAAUAAACUUGGAUUAGCAAACACAACGUGCCAUUGGAACACAGGACUGAUGGUUGCUGAUAAUGGGCCUCUGUACACCUAUGUAGAUAUUACAUUAAAAAUCAGCCGUUUACAGCUACAAUAGACAUUUACAACAUUAACAAUGUCUACACUGUAUUUCUGAUCUAUUUGAUGUUAUUUUAAUGGACAAAAUAAAAUUGCUUUUCUUUCGAAAUCAAGGAAAUGUCUAAGUGAUCCCAAAAAGUGACAAAACUUUACGAACUUAAAUAUAAAUUUAACGGUAUUGAAAUCAUACCGUUGGUAAUUUGAAAAACCCUGGUAUGCGGUAUAAAAGAUAUAUCGCCCAAACCUCUUUCUUUCUCUCCUGCAUGUGUUCUUUCUGUCUCUAUCUGCUACCGUAGCCAACUUCCUUUUCUAAUGUCCAAUCUCCUUUAGUUUAUGUUGUGUUUCUCUGUUACGGUAAUGUCUGUCACCUUGUGGGAUGAUUGAUCACGAACCGUUUGAAUCAGUAGAUUGUGUGUCUGUGUCAAACCAUGUCUGUUUGUAUGGGCAUCACACCCAUUUCACUGCCCCAUUUCUUCUAGGACUUUUUGUGUGUGUGUGUGUGUGUGUGAGUGAGUGUCUUUGUGUCAUUGUGUUUGCAUGUGUGUACAUCAGUACAUGUGUGUGUUAGUGUGUGCUCAAGGCAUGAGUCUCAUUAUGUUGUUAUAAUAUUUUUUCUGUAUCUCACGGCCGCUGGCUGUGUUUUCCUUCUCCCCUGCUGUGUGGGUGUGGGUGUGGGUUUGUGGUGUGUGUGUGUGUGUGUGUGUGUGUGUGUGCGUGUGUGCGUGUGUGCGUGUGUGCGUGCGUGCGUGCGUGCGUGCGUGCGUGCGUGCGUGCGUGCGUGCGUGUGUGUGUGUGUGUGUGCGUAAACCUCCUGGGUCUGACUGUGUUAAUGUCUCCUGUCUGUCUCCCUCCACAGCCCUCUGAGAAGUGUGGAGUCCUCAACGUCACCAAAAUCACUGAGAAUGGCAAGAAAGUCCGGUAAGCCAUAUUGUACAAAGAUCAUGUAGAUUAGAUUAGAAAAACAUUAUAAUUAUCUUAUGAGGAAGUUAGAGAACAAUACAGCAUCAUACAGACAAACAAAACAUUGUCAUUGAUUAAUUUUUUGAAAUAAUGGACAGACUGAUGGUUGAUAAAUGGUUGUGUUGGGGCUAGAGUUGCAAAUGGAGGGUAUAUUAUUCGAAACUUUAAGUUUACCAGUAAACUACCAGAAUUUUGGUAUCUUUCAAAGAUUGUAUGUAAUCUAUUACAAGACAUCUAGUGGCUGUUUGGGGUAAUUUAGAUUAUCACAGGUGUCUGUAAUAAUCUCUGGCCCUCUGUGUGGCCUUAUCACAUAAAAUAAUUAAAUAACACAUUUGAAUGACAAAGCUGUAAAGCAUCCUAAUUAUUAGGGCUGACACCAUUUAGUCGACUGGCCGAUUGUUUGGUCGAUAGGCUGUUGGUUGACCAAGAUUUUUAUAGACGAGCAGUAGCAAAAAAAUUAUAUAUAUAUAUAUAUAUAUAUAUAUAUAUAUAUAUAUAUAUAUAUAUAUAUAUAUAUAUAUAUAUAUAUAUAUAUAUAUAUAUAAUGGUGUACAAGAAACCUGUCUGAUUCGCGCCUGUCUGAGUGGACUGAUCCAUUGUGGAUUCCCUGGGGAUGGCACAGUCCAUCAGUCCAAGACAUGUGCUACUUAAAUUGUAUAUGGUUAUAUUAUGUAAGAACAAUGGUGAAACACAAAAAAUAUAUAUAUUAUAUAAUUUUAUAACAAAUGCGCUUUCUCUCGCGUUGGAUAGUGGUCACUGUCCGCAGUUCUGAAACACAUCAGUGCGCUGUUGAAUUGGCGCCUUUUCCUAGACCAUGUUGCUAUGUGCAUAAUAGCAAAGUUAACCAGCAUAUUGGUGUUGAGAACAAUGCGGCAGAGGCAGCAGCAGAGUUAGGAGACGAGAAAACAGCCCUUGCCUUAAUUGUCUAAGAAAAGUGAGGCGAGAGGAAACCCCAACUUAAUUAGGUCUAUAAUCAAUAGCCUAACUGUUAAAUGUGCCUGCUUUAUAAAUCAUCCAUAUAUAUCUACAGAAAUAAGACAGAUCCUGCUUCUGUUGCCUGUUUGAGUGUUUGGUUGAUAGCCUACUGAUUCCGUGAGCACCAAUACUCACGCAACAAUUUCACAAAUUCUGCUGUUUUUUAUUGGCUAUGCUGUAAUAAAGGCUUUACACUUUAUUUCGUUAGACCAGCCUCUGAUAUUAUUUGUAAUUUAUUUAGUGUUGGUCGAAAGAACAGACGACUCUUUUUUAGUCAGGGACAGCCCUACUAAAUAUAAACCAUCAACUUAGUGAAUACCAUUGUUGUUAAUAUGAGGGUUUCAGCAUGAAAUAUCUGUAUUAUUAUUUUAUUUUUUUAAAUUUACACACGUAUUUAUUUUACUAUGUCAGUAUGUAUGUGUUGUCAAUGUUUUAGCGUCAAACUAGUGGCAGUUGUGAAAAUAAAUCUAUAGUUGGGAUUGUUGGAGAGUUCAUUUAAAAUAAUGCCAUUGUUGAAUAGAUGCUUUUUUCAUUAAUUAGCUAUUUUCUCUUGAAACAUAUGGUAUAUCGCAGGUUUUCCCAAACUAGGGUUCGCCUGAUAUGAAAAUGGGGUUGCGAGAGAUAGUUUGAGCUUGGUUCAUAGAACCGUGGUUACCUCAGUAACCUCCGGUAGCCGCUCGAUGCGGUUGUAAUAAACAGUUUGGUUUCUUUUUUCUUCCUACAAAUACAAAUUCAGUGACCCCAUCACUGAAAGAUAAGACUCUCAGGAACACGUACGUACGUACUGUUUCCCUCUACUAUUCAUUAGAACCUAGUGGACAAGACCAGGCACUAAAUCAGACUAGGGGGAAAAUAACAUAUUUUCUACACAGAAGAUCAUACAGCAUUAUUGCCUGAUGAUCAUCUGAACUUCCCAGUACCUUUCUGAUGCAUUUCAGUCACUUCAAAUCAUACUUUCUUCAGAUUGAAAUACUGUUAAAAAAAAAAUACUGUCAGACUGAUUUGUAAUAGACUGUCAUAGGCCAAAUUUAAAAAAGUAAACAUUUGCCGUCCUGUGUGGCUCCGUUGGUAAAGCAUGGUGCAUGCAACGCCAGGGUUGUGGGUUUGAUUCCCACGGGGGACCAGUACGGGAAAAAGUACAAAAAUGUAUGCACUCACUACUGUAAGUCACUCUGGAUAAGAGCGUCUGCUAAAUGACUAAAAUGUAAAAAAUAAAUAAAAAUGGAAAUGAUUACAUAACUUUCUUUACAUGGUGGGGUCGAAAAAAGUUUUUAUCUCAAAACGGGGUCGCGGGCCAAAAAAGUUUGGGAACCAGGGGUCGCGGGCCAUCUACUAGAAACUAAUGGACAAUAUGUUCACAGAUAUAAAAACUGAAUACUAUAUAUGAUUAUUUUUUUUACAAGUUAUUCAAGUAAACAUUACCAAAGUAACGAUAGAUUAUCAUAUAUUUUCUUUUAAUUACCAAAAUUACUGAAGAUUCCGGUAACUUUGGUAAAUUACCAGUAGCUUUGCAACCCAAGUUGGGACUGGUUGAUAAAUGGUUGUUCUGACGUGGUUGAUGGUUUUAUAAAUGGUUGUGUUGUGACAUGGUUCUAACAGGAAGAACUGGACAUCUUCGUGGACAGUAUUACAGGGCUCCUCACUGCUCUUCGCUAAAGGACAGGGGAGUGGCACCAGCUGGGUACGUACCCCAUCAGCCGCCUUGUUAGGAACCGUCUUGGGUUAAAAAAUGUGGCAGAGUUUGUACAGUUGACAGUUAAUUUUUUCUAAAAUCAAAUUAGAGCUGAAUACCUCCCCUACUUUUCCAAUAACCUGCAGGAGUUUUUAGUGCCUAAGAACUACCUGGUUGGCUGUCUAUCUCCAUUUAGUAGUAGUGCACCAUACCUCUUUCUAUCUGCUCUUUAGUUUCCCUUCUUCUCUCAUCUGUCUGUGACUCUUUAUUUCUCAUUUGCCGUUCUUCCCUCACCUUCUCCUCUCUUACUCUCUCGUUUUCCUCUCCUUCCUCCUCCACUCUUUCCUCUCCUCAUCCAAAGCCGUCCUACCGUAGUGGCUCCAUCCCUGAGCUGCUGCUCACUCUGCUGGCCAACUGGAAGCGUUCGGUCAAGCCCCGCCCAGCUGUCUCCUAUGUCCACUCUGUCCAUGGGCGUGCCCCAGCUGCCACUGUAUGUCUCCUCUGUCCCUGUGCAUGUGUUCCAUUUGUCCCUCUGCCUGUCCGUCAUGCUCACACUAUCCCCCCGCCCUAUCCCCUGCCUGCUGCUCAUAACCUAACCUGAUUGGUUGACCAAGGGAUUUCGGAGGGAACUUUGAGUUUGAGGCAUGCGUUUCCUCUGGGUUAUUCCCCCCGCCCCCCCCCCCCCCCCCCCCCCCGCCACAUCUAUUUCCAUGGGCACAAGCACUGUUCAUGACACAAACUGUUCACACCCCUCUUGUUGGUGGAGAGAAUGUUGCAGGUUGAAAGCUUAUUUCCUGCAAUUCUACACAUUUUGUCAUGGGGUGCAAAGAACAUUUUGCAGUUGUAAAACAAAUUUUCUUGCCAUUCUAUACAUUUUGCCAUGUCUAAUGUGUAUUCAUGUGAUAUUUGAGUGACAAAAAAUUACAACAAUAUCUGUGGGCUAAAAAACCUAAAUAUAAAAACUUUAGCUGACAUGGGCUAGUUGAUCUGAACAUUUCUGACAAGUUCUAAAUAGCUCUCUAAGGUAUGCAAUGACUAACAUGACAAGAGGAACUGAUGAUGCAAUACCCAAUUUAGAAAUUGCACCUUGUGCAUUCUACUAUUACAACUUUCAAAGCCGGACUGAGUUUCUUAAAAUGAAACAUAUUGUUAUUAUUAUUAUUAUAUAUAUUAUUAUUUUUUUAUUGUGGGGGGGUGGGGGGCCCAGCGCCCCCCUUGCUGACCCCUCUGGGGGUUUGGCCUAGAUAAAGGUGUUGUUGAUAUGCAUACAAUACUAACCUACUGAGUACAACAAAAAUGAGAUAACAGUUGAACUUCCUCAUAAUACUGUACUAAAUGUCCAGCUUGCAACACAGUGGUGUGAAUACGAUCACCCGUGUUUAUCUUAAAGUCAACGUAGCACUUAAUAACUACGUAUAACUAUAACACAGUAACUUGUAACAACACUGCUUUGGUUGUUUUUAAUGCGUCUUGAAAUAACUGUGAAAAAUAUUCAUUAAAGAUUUACCACUAUUACUAUCCUUGAGCUGGAAACCCAGCUCUCAUCUGAUUUGUCUGAAUGUUGAAUUAUUUCCUUGUAGAAGUUUGUGGGUAACCAGUCAAAGCCGGAGUUCACUGUGGAUCUCAGAGGGGGGUCAGUGGAUUGGGCAUCCAAGGAUAAGUCCAGCAAGAAGCACGUUAUUGAACUGAAGACCCGUCAGGGGACAGAGCUGCUGAUCCAAUCAGAAAUCGACAGCGUCAUCAACGACUGGUACCGAACCCUGACAGACACCAUCAGCACACAUGUGAGUGGACCUCUCUCUCUUCAGUCCAGAGCGUAGUAACUACCACACCUGUAUUUCCCAAGUCAUAAUCAAAUCCUGCGCUAGCUUGCUCGGUUUAGAUGUCCGUCAGAGGGACUAGUAAAGUACAGUACAAGCCAAUUACGCUCUAUAAUCUCUGUAAUGAGGGUCUUCUGAAAAUGCAUUUAGUUUUUAUCUGUUUAGGUCCAGGUUGACUUCCCUAACGGAUGUUGUUUGUUUGUGUGUGUGUGUGUGUGUGUGUGUGUGUGGGGACAGGCAUGGGAGUCAGAUGAGGCCAUAGAGGAGGACAUGCCUGAGUCCCCCGGGGCAGAGAAACAAGACAAGGAGAAAGACCACCGAGACGCCAAGAAAAACAGAGGUGCCUUGACUAAAUACGCUGUGUGUGUGUGAGAGAGAGUGUGUGGGUGUCUUUGUGCGUUUUAGUGAUCUAAGAAGGUAUUGUCACCAAAUUCCCUCUUUAGUACCCAUUUAGUCAUUUUCCCUCCAUAUGGUUUCAGCGAUGAAGACGUCUAUCAGUAUGGACUCCUCUGACCAGAAGAAGACUAGAGUGAAGCUGAAGAAGUUCCUGACCCGCCGACCCACCUACCAGGCCGUCAAGGACAAGGGCUACAUUAAAGGUAUGGAUGGAGAUUUGGUUAUGGGUUCCGAGAAUGGACUUACAGCUGUCCUCAACUAGAGGAAGCUAAGCGUAGUGAUAAAACCCUUGAUAACGAGAAACAUUGUCAUUUGACGUCGCUCUGUGUUGUCUCUCAGACCAGGUGUUUGGCUGCAGUCUGAGCAGCCUGUGUCAGAGGGAGAACACGUCCGUGCCCAGCUUUGUCACCACGUGCAUCGACCACGUGGAGAACACAGGUACGAGCCAUCCAUCUCUGUCCCUUUAUAUGUUCCCUCUCUCUGUCUUUUUAAUUGUGAUUAGAAUUUUUCCAGAGAAAGAUGUCAAGAUUUGUGUAUUGAUAUUUGUGUGCUCAGUCACAAACAUGAAUUCUAAUGCUGUUUCUCUGUCUGUCUCUCUGUCUGUCUCUAUCUCUCCAUCUCCCUCUACCUUCUUCUACAGGUCUGAGUAUAGAUGGCAUAUACAGAGUGAGUGGGAACCUAGCGGUGAUACAGAAGCUGCGCUUCGCUGUGAAUCACGGUAGGGCUUUUCUCCCUUCAAUGAUAUAAUAUGAUGUUAUAGCUUUUUACAGUAGCUUUGGUUCAUGGUUAGUGACGAAGUAACUGGAGAUAUAGUCAUUUUCUAAAGAAGUUUCGGUGUCAGUCAGUCCAACAGUAACUUGUGUUGUGAUACUCGAUUCUUGAACAGACCAUGAUAUCUUGUCUUAAAGCUUGCCUGACUGUGUCUCUGUUUCCCAGAUGAAAAGUUAGAGCUGGAUGACAGUAAGUGGGAGGACAUCCACGUCACCACGGGAGCCCUGAAGAUGUUCUUCAGAGAGCUGCCUGAACCACUCUUCACCUACGACUCCUUCAACGACUUUAUCAAUGCCAUCAGUGAGUAGUAACAUACUUAACUACACUGUAACACACUUUACUGUGCUGUAUAACACUGUACUUUACUGUAUGCUUGUCCUACUGAGACACUGUUUCUAAUAGUUAAAUUAAGGUUUGAUGGUUUGCCUAAAGACAAUGGCCAUUAAGACAUUGACUUCAUGCUCAAUUUACCACUUGGUUUAGGUGAUUCCAAAUAUUUGCUGUUUGAAAUGUGUCCACAAGAUGGCGCCCUAGUCAAUUAGGAUAAUGUAAAUCAGGGGUUAUUUCUAUUUUGGGGGGGGACACACACACACACACACACACAAAAUACUAUAAAAACACCAGCAAAUCAGCUCCAAGUGAUUUUAAUUUUUGAAAUCUGUUCCAAAGUAUUCCUAUGCAUAAUUAAGCAAUAAGGCACAAGGGGCAGUGCUGUAUCAUGAAUACAGUCACAGGUAAAUGGCGUUGUUUUAUUUACCUGUGACUGUCUGUAUUCAUGAUACAGCACUGCCUCACGUGACUUAUUGGUUUUACAAAACUGUUACCAACAUAUUAAAAUAACAAUGAAUUAAACAUUUUCAUUAAAACGUUAUUUUGAUAAGUAAAUUCAUACAAUUUCAUUCUUCCACCAGAAAAAUCUGGUUGUUAGUUAUUUUGGUCAUGUUGCUACAGAUGUGACCCAGUCCUUAAUUAUUUUUUCAUAGUUGCUGUGCAAAAGGACUGGUCGUCCGUUCUAAACAAAAUGUUUGCUAUGCAGGCUGGAUAACGUUAUUGUCACUAGCCAACUUCAAGUAACUGAGUAACGUCAAACAUUGAACCUGGAAUGACAAUACACUAGCUGCAUUUUCAUUUGUUAGAACUUUUUUUCUAUUGGCAUUUACUUGGAUAUGUCCAGGAUAAUGAAGGUGAUGCGUGAUUUCGCCUGGCUCAAAAAAAAAUGUAUAGUCUCAUCUGGGCACAGUUCAUUCUCUAUGGUACAGAGAUCGACAUUCAAAAGUGAAACAUUGUUCCCGAGGUCGGACAGGCAAAAAGCAAGGUUUAUAAUAACCCCCGUUGUACCAAACUAAAUGCUAGGCUGGAAGCAAGGGAAAAUAAUGUGCGAGUUGAGAUAAAUACAAGAGAUGAUUCAUACAGCAACAUGAACAUGAUACUCUUAUGAGACACAGUGAUCAUUUUCAGAUGGAACUGUAAGCAGACCUAGUGUGACUGUGUUGGCCAAUACAACAUGACUAGGAACGCUGCUUGUCCAAUCAGCAUCCAGGGUCCAAACAACCAGUUUUAUAAUAGAGAGAUAUAUGUGAUCGUAUACAAAUGUAAGCAAGAUUUGAAAUGAUUAUGUUUUAGUCAAAUGUUAUAUCUGUUUGGGAUUCUUGCAGUCAAUUUGAAGUAUAAAAAUUAUUUGUAAUUAUGUUCCGGCCCCCUGACCAUCCAUCCGCUCAAGAAAAAAUCGCCCCGUGGCUAAAUCUAGUUAAUAAUGAUCCCUGAUGUAAAUGCUGUGUUUUUCCUUAUGCAGUGAAACGAAUGGUGUUUUACUUUUCCCUCUCUUCCAGAAUGCUCGGAUUACAAGCAGCGAGUAAAUGUAAUAAAAGACUUAAUCAAGCAGUUGCCAAAACCGAAUCACGACACAAUGCAAUGCCUCUUCAAACAUCUCAGAAGGUAAGGAAAAAGCAUGCAACAUUUCGGCUAAAAUGCGAUAUUACCCAAAGUAUUUUGAUCGCAUUUUGCAUAUUGUGUUUUUCGAAUACUAGCAGUAGGUUACAUAAUACAUGUAGAGUUUUGUCUCCAGUGUGUACCUGAACCCUUUGUUGACCAACCAACAUAUGUAAUGUGUUUCCUAAAUGAUAGGCCUAUCUCACCAUAACGGACCAUAGGGCAGUUCGGGAAAAUGCCAGAUGGGCUGGUCCAUCUUUAGCCCAGUGGGCCUGUCUAAAUUGUCGUCCUCUCCUUCCUGUCUCUCUCCAGGGUGAUUGACCAUGGAGAGGCCAACCGUAUGACGACCCAGAGCGUAGCGAUCGUCUUCGGCCCCACCCUGCUCAGACCUGAGACCGAGACGGGGAACAUCGCUGUUCACAUGGUCUAUCAGAACCAGAUUGUUGAGCUCAUCUUACUGGAGUACGAGAACAUCUUCGGC
Molecule: messenger RNA, 31700 nt
Organism: Coregonus sp. 'balchen'
Lineage: Eukaryota; Metazoa; Chordata; Actinopteri; Salmoniformes; Salmonidae
Source: the annotation of a GenBank genome assembly